AUGUAUCCUCGAUACGGAUCUGGAACUCUGCCGUGGGGACAAGCACCGCCCACAGCCGGUUUCGAACAACCACGGAUUGAUGACGGUUUGAUCGAAGUAAUCGGCCUAUCUGCAACGACCUUGGUUGGCGGUCACGGGGAUAGAAUUUGUCAAUGUCGCACAGUCACGUUGACCACAAAUAAAGUUAUCCCUAUGCAAAUGGACGGUGAACCGUGUCGUCUCAUGCCCGCCACACUGAACAUCCGUUGUUCGUAUCAAGCACUGGUUGUACAAAAGCAAGGUCAUCAGCCCACUCAAACAACCCGCGGCCCCGAUCGAUCAUUCCUGAUUUCCGGUGGUGAUCAGGCUCGAUUGCUGAUUUUUGUCAUUUCUUUGAACGACUACGAAGCCAUUCCAGACGAUGCGAUCGCACUCCGACAAGCCGCUCUGUUCUACGGUGCGGUCUCCGUACGAUUCAACGCCGAUUUGGGUGUGGUUCGGGCAGCAAUUGAGGUUUUCAACCGAUCCGUUCAGGCCGAUCAACCCGAACCACCUAACACAGAAUCAAGUAGUUUCGGAUGUGAUAGUGUCCCGUUUUGCUUGUCCAAAUCUUGGGCUUUCAUUGAUUCUACCACAGCUGCCACAAGAUUCUUCCGAAUAGACCAGAAAAAAGAAUCAUCACAUUUUAUCACGGAUAUAUGCAACAUGGAGGAACUUUUUUUGAUUGACCCAAGUCUACCCGCAAGGAUUUUGUUCGAGAAUGAAACCGAGACCAACGGUGACGGGGUUUCGAACGAGAGAACGUGUGAGUAUUCUUCGAUCAACUAUCAAAUCAAAACUAUCGAAAGCAAAACGGAAGAAUGCAGUUCAGUUAGUGCACAUGAGGCACCUAUUAUGGGUAGUUCAUCUGGUGUUCCAUUGGUGCGGUCUGAAUUGCCGAAAAGUGAGCAUCUUAUUGAACACGAUGAACGUGCUUAUGAUUCGGAAGAUCAACCUAACCCGGUUCCACCCGGUGAAACGGAGUCCCGAACGAUGAAUAUGGAUCAAAGACCCGAUACACUCUCGGAAACAAGCACAGAUCAGGUGUCAGCACCAACCAAGCAUUCAAAUGGGCUCUCGAAAUCUUCUGAAGAUAACGAGAAGGGUUCGGCUGACGAGGUGACAGAUCGUUCAAAAGAGCGUGUCUCGAAAUGGCUUCAGUUAAACGGAUCACGAUGGAGAAGCAUAUCCAGUUCGGCGAGUGAACGCACAUCCGAAAACCAACAGCUCGCAUCCAGCGAUGAACAAACAGAAACGUUUGAGAAAAGUCGAUCAAUAAUGCAUCGUCCAUAUUGGGUAAAGCAAGUGAAUAAAGAAGACUCGCUACAAGCCCGACUAGACAAAGCUCUUCUGCAUGCUUCUCGCAAGGGCUUGGUCAACCAGAUCGAUGCAUUACUGGAGGCCGGGGCAAAUAUUUUGGCUGUUGACGAACGAGGUCGAUCCUGUUUACAUUUGGCUACAAAGUUUGGAUAUGAAAAAGCUGUGCGCACGUUAUUAAAAUAUGCUUCUCCCGAAUUACUCGAACUACGAGAGUACGAAAAGAAACAGACAGCUUUGCAUAAAGCUGCAGUUUAUCGUCGCCGGAAUAUCUGUCAACUAUUGCUCAAGGCCGGUGCUUGUCCCACCGCUCGUGAUGCUCACGGAAAACGACCAAGACGAUUGGCUUAUGAUGUGGAUGACUACUCCCUGGCACAUUACUUGCAACAUUCAUUGUUCGAAUUGGAACAUGGGCUACCCGUUGCAUUCAUCCACACUCCCGUCCCUCCCCCGUAUCCAUUGUUCUCCUCGCAUUAA
Echinostoma caproni is the source of this 1812-nucleotide messenger RNA. The record is from the annotation of a GenBank genome assembly. NCBI's taxonomy places the organism in Eukaryota, Metazoa, Platyhelminthes, Trematoda, Plagiorchiida, Echinostomatidae.